GCAAAAAAAAAAAAAAAAAACCAUGAUCGUUGCAAAAGAAAGUUUGUAGGCCAUCUGGGAUGAUAUGGACAUCUCUUUGUUAAAAAAAUAACUCUUCAUUUACACACUGGAGCUACUUGUACUGGUAUUUGUUUUAUGGCACAGCUGGUAGCACACUGCAUUAAUGUUUGAUCAAAUGGAUACAACAUAAUAAACAAAAUCCUUAUAUAUAGCCAGCUGAGCUAUCUACCCUUUCACAGUCAAGGGGGAUUGGUACACUUUAGAAGAAAGAAAGUGUCCUUGGUCGGGUAUCUUUAGAACCAUUUCAAUGGAUAAUUCGUUCGUUUUUGUUACGAUUUUUGGUCUGCUACUUGCAUUAGGAAAUGUAGCUUCUCAAGCUGAAGCUGCAAGGGCAUUUUUCGUGUUCGGAGAUUCACUAGUUGAUAAUGGUAACAACAACUAUCUAGCUACUACUGCUCGAGCUGAUGCAUACCCCUAUGGCAUUGACUAUCCGACUCAUAGAGCUACCGGCAGGUUCUCUAAUGGCCUUAACAUCCCAGAUCUUAUCAGUGAGCAAAUUGGUUCUGAACCAACAUUGCCAUACAUGAGCCCGGAGCUCACAGGACAAAAGCUACUUGUUGGUGCCAACUUUGCAUCUGCUGGAAUUGGAAUCCUCAAUGACACUGGAGUUCAAUUUAUCAAUAUAAUCCGAAUUUCCAGGCAACUAGAUUACUUCCAGCAAUAUCAGCAGCGUGUGAGCGCACUUAUUGGACCUGAACAAACUCAACGCCUAGUGAAUGAAGCACUCCUUCUCAUAACCCUUGGUGGCAAUGACUUUGUAAACAACUACUACCUGGUGCCCUUCUCAGCAAGAUCUCGCCAAUUCACCCUCCCAGAUUACGUCGUCUUUAUCAUUUCCGAGUACCGGAAAAUUCUAUUGAAGCUGUAUGAUUUGGGGGCAAGGAGGGUUUUGGUGACAGGAACUGGACCAUUGGGUUGUGUCCCAGCAGAACUAGCUCAGCACAGCAGAGCUGGUGAAUGUGCGGUUGAGCUGCAACGAGCAGCAGCCUUGUUCAACCCGCAGCUUGUUCAAAUGCUAAACGGACUCAAUAGUGAGCUUGGGUCACAUGUUUUCAUUGCAGCAAAUGCAUAUGAAAUGCACAUGGAUUGGAUCGGUAACCCUCAAGCAUAUGGUUUUGUUACAUCAAAGGUAGCCUGCUGUGGACAAGGACCUUACAAUGGAAUCGGACUCUGCACAAUAGCAUCAAACCUGUGCCCUAACCGAGACAUUUACGCGUUUUGGGAUCCAUUCCAUCCAUCAGAGAGGGCCAACAGGCUGCUUGUACAACAGAUGAUGACUGGUUCCAGCAAGUACAUGAAUCCAAUGAACCUUAGCACCAUUAUGGCAUUAGAUUCUAGGGUCUAGCAAUCUUAAUACUACACUCCUCUAUAUUUUCCCUAUUAAACUGGUUUUUUUUUCUACUUAGUUGUAUGCCUGGAUGAGAUAUUGUUAUUGUUAUAUGCUUCAAAUUGAAUGCCUGCAGCAUUGGUUAAUGACUAAACAUUGGUAAAAUGUCAGAUUAUUCUUCUUGAAUAAUAGCUUGGAUAAUUCAGUUACUCAUAACUAGGAUUUGGUACUUGAGGCUGUUAGAAUUUAAACCCUCAUUACCGAAAAUAAGAGUCCAACAUUUUACCAAUAAAUCAGAUAACAUAUUGACUUGGGUUCAUUUUUUUUUUUAAAUAAUGCUGUAAAUUUUCAAUAAUGUUGUGAAUUUCUAGAUUACCUAGUAGGAACAAUUCGUACUG
Durio zibethinus is the source of this 1785-nucleotide messenger RNA. Its product is annotated as GDSL esterase/lipase At5g33370-like. NCBI's taxonomy places the organism in Eukaryota, Viridiplantae, Streptophyta, Magnoliopsida, Malvales, Malvaceae. Gene Ontology annotation, molecular function: hydrolase activity, acting on ester bonds. The record is from RefSeq and is a predicted model, not a curated record.